CUGGAGCUGUGGUUCCGUCGAGGCGUGGUAGGAAGUGGUAGCCGUCAAUCACGAGGGAGACUCCAAACAGUGAGCCUGGAGCUGUAGAACAGCGUUUACCGGCGGAGCGGCCGGUCCUGUGAGCGACGCGAUGGCUACGGACUCCCCUCGAAGGCCCAGCCGCUGUACCGCUGGAGUCGUGGUUCGCCCUCAGGCUGUCACGGAGCAGUCCUACAUGGAGAGCGUCGUGACUUUUCUGCAGGAUGUUGUGCCACAGGCUUACAGCGGGACCCCCCUGACAGAAGAAAAGGAGAAAAUCGUCUGGGUCAGAUUCGAGAACGCAGAUCUGAACGAUACAUCACGGAAUUUAGAAUUUCAUGAACUGCAUAGCACUGGAAAUGAGCCCCCUCUGCUGGUUAUGAUCGGCUACAGUGACGGCAUGCAAGUCUGGGGCAUCCCUAUCAGCGGGGAGGCCCAGGAGCUCUUCUCUGUCCGACACGGCCCCGUCCGAGCAGCUCGAAUCUUACCUGCUCCACAGUUGGGUGCUCAAAAAUGUGAUAACUUUGCUGAGAAAAGACCUCUUCUUGGUGUUUGUAAGAGUAUUGGAUCUUCGGGUACAACACCACCGUACUGCUGUGUGGACCUGUAUUCACUUCGUACUGGGGAAAUGGUGAAGUCCAUUCAGUUCAAAACACCCAUUUAUGAUCUUCAUUGCAAUAAGCGGAUCCUCGUCGUAGUCUUGCAGGAGAAAAUUGCUGCCUUUGAUAGCUGUACUUUCACAAAAAAAUUUUUUGUCACAAGCUGUUAUCCUUGUCCUGGGCCAAACAUGAAUCCCAUUGCUCUUGGGAGCCGCUGGCUUGCUUAUGCAGAAAACAAGUUGAUUCGAUGUCAUCAGUCGCGCGGUGGAGCCUGUGGAGACAACAUUCAGUCUUACACUGCCACAGUCAUUAGUGCUGCUAAAGAAAUCGGCCACAGGGUCUCUCGUCAUUUUGAACCUUUCUCUGCCCUAUCAGUUGUCCCUUAUCCAUUAGCGCUAAUGGCGUUGCGCUCUCAAAACUGUUGUCGUUAUCAGACACUGAAGAGCGGCCUGACGAUGGUUGGGAAGGUGGUGACGCAGCUGACAGGCACACUGCCCUCGGGGGUGACAGAAGAUGACGCUGCCAUCCACAGCAACUCCAGGCGGAGCCCCCUCGUGCCGGGCAUCAUCACAGUCAUAGACACCGAGACAGUUGGAGAGGGCCAGGUGCUUGUGAGUGAAGAUUCAGACAGCGAUGGCAUUGUGGCCCACUUCCCUGCCCACGAGAAGCCAGUGUGCUGUAUGGCUUUUAAUACUAGUGGAAUGCUUUUAGUCACAACAGACACUCUUGGCCAUGACUUCCAUGUCUUCCAAAUUCUGACUCACCCCUGGUCAUCAUCACAAAGUGCUGUCCAUCAUCUGUACACUCUUCACAGGGGAGAAACCGAAGCCAAAGUUCAGGACAUCUGUUUCAGCCAUGAUUGUCGCUGGGUGGUGGUCAGUACCCUCCGGGGUACUUCCCACGUUUUCCCCAUCAACCCUUACGGUGGCCAGCCUUGUGUCCGCACACACAUGUCACCACGAGUAGUGAAUCGCAUGAGCCGUUUCCAGAAAAGUGCUGGGCUGGAAGAAAUUGAGCAAGAACUGACAUCUAAGCAAGGCGGUCGCUGUAGUCCCGUUCCAGGCUUAUCCAGCAGCCCUUCCGGCUCCCCGCUGCAUGGGAAGCUGAACAGCCAAGACUCUUACAAUAACUUCACCAACAAUAAUCCUGGCAACCCCCGACUAUCUCCCUUCCCCAGCCUGAUGGUAGUGACCCCUCUAGCACAAAUCAAACAGCCAAUGACGUUGGGGACCAUCACCAAACGUACUGGGCCUUAUCUCUUUGGAGCGGGGUGUUUUUCCAUAAAAGCUCCAUGCAAAGUCAAACCACCUCCACAAAUUUCACCGAGCAAAUCGAUGGGUGGCGAGUUUUGCGUUGCUGCAGUGUUUGGGACCUCCAGGUCGUGGUUUGCAAACAACGCAGGUCUGAAACGGGAAAAAGAUCAGUCCAAACAAGUUGUAGUUGAAUCUCUGUACAUCAUCAGUUGCUACGGAACCUUAGUAGAGCACAUGAUUGAGCCCCGACCGCUCAGUACUGCUCCCAAGAUCAGUGACGACACACCCCUGGAGAUGAUGACGUCACCCCGUGCCAGCUGGACACUCGUUAGGACGCCUCAGUGGAACGAGCUACAGCCACCGUUUAACGCCAACCACCCCCUGCUCCUCGCGGCAGAAGCCGUGCACUACUACCAGCUCCUGCUGGCUGGCUCGCUUCCCCCUGGAAGUCCCGGCCCCAUUACUCGACAUGGGUCCUAUGACAGCUUGGCUUCCGACCAUAGUGGACAGGAAGAUGAAGAAUGGCUUUCCCAGGUUGAAAUUGUAACACAUACUGGACCCCACAGACGCCUGUGGAUGGGUCCCCAGUUCCAGUUUAAAACCAUCCACCCCUCAGGCCAGACCACGGUCAUAUCAUCUAGUUCGUCUGUGUUGCAGUCUCACGGGCCGAGCGACACACCACAGCCGCUCUUGGAUUUCGAUACAGAUGAUUUAGAUCUCAACAGUCUCAGGAUCCAGCCAGUCCGCUCUGACCCAGUCAGCAUGCCAGGGUCAUCCCGUCCAGUCUCUGAUCGCAGGGGAGUUUCCACAGUGAUUGAUGCUGCCUCUGGUACCUUCGACCGGAGCGUGACCCUGCUGGAGGUGUGUGGGAGCUGGCCUGAGGGCUUUGGGCUGCGACACAUGUCCUCCAUGGAGCACACAGAGGAGGGCCUCCGGGAGCGGCUCGCAGAUGCCAUGGCCGAGUCACCAAGCCGAGAUGCUGUAGGAUCUGGAACAGACACAGCCCUUGACGUAGCAGUCAAAAACAGCACCCCCGGGAGACACAUGACUAUGAAGUGUUUGGAACUUCAGCGAGAGGGAAGCAUCGAGACUCUGAGUAACAGCUCAGGCUCCACCAGUGGCAGCAUCCCCAGGAACUUUGAUGGCUACCGAUCUCCGCUCCCUACCAACGAGAGCCAGCCGCUCAGCCUCUUCCCCACUGGCUUCCCGUAGGCACCAGCCACCUGCUUCUGACUGGCUGAGGGACAGGGAGAAGCACCCCACCCCACCCCACCCCCUAUUCCACCCCACCCCCGCACGCCUCUGGUCCUACCCUUCUAAGUCUCUGCUCCUCGUUCACCAACCCCACCUUCCCUAAGCUUAGUGACAACGACUGCUAAUCCUCUCUGGACGAAGAGAGACUUCCAGAACUGCUCGGCACACCCUGACCUCGGUCACUCCUGUCACUGGGGGCUGUGGCCAAAAGAGACUGCAGAAACUCGGUCCCUUCUCUCUUUGCACAUAAUGUCCCGCAUCGGAUCCGCUUUUGUAUUUUUUAACUGUACCCACAGAGGGACUGGCACAGUGGCCAGAUCGUAGGGCCCGGGUGAGGAGAAGUUGAGUGGUCCAGCCAGGCAUUUGGGUGGACGAUGUCAGUCCUAGCCCACUUCAGGCUGUGAUGCACACUGCCCCCAGGUAUCCCUGCUCAGUUCCCUCCCAAGACAGGAGAGAACUGAAGCCCCGAGUGAUAGCGAAGGAAGAAGGAAAGAGGCUGCCUUUGCCCCUUGCUUCCUUUUGGCUCAUGGGGAGAAUCUGUCUGUCUUAUCUUUGAGUCCUUGUACCCUGGUCCUGUACUGUUGAGUGAAGGAAACCGUGGUUACUGAGGCCGUAUCAAAAGUGCACGUCUUGUCCAAUAAAUCACGCUGCAAUUGGUGUCCA
Molecule: messenger RNA, 3787 nt
Organism: Myodes glareolus (Bank vole)
Lineage: Eukaryota; Metazoa; Chordata; Mammalia; Rodentia; Cricetidae
Source: RefSeq, a predicted model, not a curated record